CUCCACCUUCCUCUUCCCUUCCUUUUCUUCUUUCCUUUCCACUACCCCCCCCCCCCCACGCACCCAAAAAACCCCCCACCCUACCAAACAAAAGAAGGGAACUCCUCGUGAUUUGUGCUCAUUUUGAGUAAUCCAAAUAAUUUCUUCUCAGAAAAUUGCCACAAUUAAGUUGCUGGUGGAAUUGACUUUUCAGAUCAUUUUUGAGUAUUCCCUUUGAUACCAAGAUGGUUGCAGAAUCUUGGUUUCGCAAUUUCUGGAAAAAUUCUAAAAAGCUUGAACAUGGCGGUCAUCAAAAAGUGCUUGUUGGUGUUCUAGCAUUUGAAGUUGCAAGUUUAAUGUCUAAACUGGUUCAUGUAUGGCAAUCUCUGAGUGAUAAACAAGUGGCUCGAUUGAGGGAUGAGAUAAUGAACUCGGUUGGUAUAAAGAAGCUAAUUUCGGAUGAUGAUUCGUAUAUUGCAAGGAUGAUAUGUACCGAGUUGGUUGAAAACUUGGGACACGUAGCAAUUGCUGUUUCUAGGCUUGCGAAAAAAUGCAACGACCCGUUCUUGAAAAGUUUCGAGCAAGCCUUCAAUGAUUUGCUAAAAGUCGGUGCUGAUCCGUACGGUUGGCAACUUUCAUGGAAGAAGAUGGACAAGAAAGUGAAGAAAAUGGAACGGUUUAUUGUGGUAAAUGCGAAUUUGUAUCAAGAAAUGGAGAAUCUUUCUGAUCUUGAACAGACAUUGAGGAGAUUGAAAGGAAAUGAUGAUGCAGAUAGCAUUACUUUAGUUGAAUACGAGAAGAAGCUCGCGUGGAAGCAACAAGAAGUGAAGCAUCUUAAGGAUGUUUCAAUUUGGAAUCGGACUUAUGAUUAUACAGUCCGACUUUUGGCAAGAUCCCUUUUUACUAUAUUUAGUAGGAUAGGGCAUGUGUUUGGAGUCGAUCCCGUUGUGGAUGAGAGGGCUAAAGCAUCGAGAGAUUUAGAUUCCGAUCAUAUCCAUCGGAGCCACUCAGUUGCUGCUUAUGCCCAAUCAUCUGUUCACCCAUCUGAAAAUAGUCUAAGUAGAUUUUCCUCAGAACCAGUAGAAAACAUCCUUGCCAAAUCUGGGCCAAUUUCAAGCACAAGAAACAUGCAUAUUUCUUAUUCGGGUCCCCUAAAAAGUUCAGCUUCAACGGCCAGCCCGAUUCCCGGAAGACAUUCUUCGGCUGGCUUCUAUUCCGGUCCUCUGGGAAAGUCAACAACAAAAUCUGGGCCGCUCCCUUUGUUGAACAAAUCCGGCAUGAGGUGGUGGAAAUCUCGUGAUCGUUCAAAUCCCAAACAUGCUCGACCAACCUCUGUGGGACCGCUAAAAGGCUGCAUUAUGAUUGGGAACGUUUCUCCUGUGAGUAAUUGCCAUCUAGAUCCGCAAUACGGAUUUCACUCUGGUUUUCUCAGUGCAAUGAAAGGAGCUAAUAGUAUAGUAAAUGGCCUUUCCGAUGGCUAUUCUACUUGCUCUUAUCUGACAAGUUAUAAUGCGAAAAAAAGGUUGUUAAACGCUCCUCCAGAAACUCUCGCGGCUGCUGCCUUAGCAUUGCAUUAUUCAAAUGUCAUUAUCGUAAUUGAGAAACUCGUAGCAUCUCCUCACUUGAUCGGACACGAUGCAAGAGAAGACCUAUACAACAUGUUACCGGCUAGUUUAAGAGGAGCCCUCAGGGCGAAAUUAAAGCCGUUUGCUAAGAACUUAACGUCAUCGGUUUACGACACGGUUCUUGCUGGAGAAUGGAAUGAAGCAAUGUUGGGGAUACUAGAAUGGCUCGCUCCGCUUGCUCAUAACAUGAUAAGAUGGCAAUCUGAACGGAGUUUCGAGCAUCAGAAUUUCGUGUCCAGAACGAAUGUGCUGCUCGUACAAACCCUCUAUUAUGCAAAUCAAGAAAAGACGGAAUCAGCAAUUACGGAGCUGCUCGUCGGGCUAAACUACAUAUGGAGGUAUGGAAGGGAAGUGAAUGCAAAAGCAAUAGAGGAAUGUGCAAGUGCUAGAAUGAUGUUUAAUGAUGAUUACUUGGAUGAAUGAAGGGAUUUUGGUCCUUAGCCAGGUUUCUCAGGUGUUGCUGAUUCAAGCUACUCAGUGAUCGGAUUCCAUGAGAUUCUUUUGUUCGUUAAAAGGCGACGAAUACUCUGCAGGAAUGUAACUUAAAGCUUCUAUAAACAUAUUCUUUCAGGUCAGUAAGUGAUGACCAUUUUCCUAUUUGGCCAGGAAAAACUUGGUGUCUCAUUUGAUGAAUCAGAGUCCACGCUAUAAAAUUCAAUAUCUAGUUAUUUGAUAAAUGUAUAGAAUUAGCUGAGCUUGUUUUUCUAGCUUUGUAAAUUUACAUAACAGAGCUUUCCUUUAGCAUAUAAGAUAAUGAAGGUUUGGCGCAGUUUGUUCUUGAUGAA
Molecule: messenger RNA, 2389 nt
Organism: Lycium ferocissimum
Lineage: Eukaryota; Viridiplantae; Streptophyta; Magnoliopsida; Solanales; Solanaceae
Exons: 2
Coding region: 225-2027 (600 amino acids)
Biological process (GO): positive regulation of growth
Source: RefSeq, a predicted model, not a curated record